Molecule: messenger RNA, 2788 nt
Organism: Corapipo altera (White-ruffed manakin)
Lineage: Eukaryota; Metazoa; Chordata; Aves; Passeriformes; Pipridae
Gene: NIPSNAP3A
Product: nipsnap homolog 3A
Exons: 6
Coding region: 1120-1863 (247 amino acids)
Cellular component (GO): mitochondrion
Source: RefSeq, a predicted model, not a curated record
UCGGUCGGGAUCCCGUGGGGGUUUAUAAUGGCUCCAAGGAGUUGUGACACAUGGGAACCAAUACUAGAUGUGUCAUGCUGCAGAGGGCCAUUGGGGAACAAGAACCUUUGGUCUUGGCCAUCUGUAUUCAACUACCUGAAAGGAGAGCGUAGCCAGGUGAGGGUUGGGCUCUUCUCCCAGGUAACAACUAACAGGACGUGAGGAAGUGGGAGGUUGUGCCAGGGAAUGUUUAGAUUGGAAAUUAGGAAAAAAUUUUCUUCACUGUAAGGGUUUGUAAAGCGCUGGAACAGGCUAUCCAGGGAAGUGUUUCCAUCAUCCCUGGAAGUGUUCAAAAAACAGGUGGGUAUGGCACUUGAGGAUAUGGUUUAGUGGUGGACAUGGUGCUCUUGGGUUAAUGGUAGAUAAAAGGAUCCUAGAGGUCAUUUCCAACCCAUACGGUUCUGUUCUGUGGCUUGAGCUGUAUGGUAUGCAUGCCUGCUCGUGAAAUAAGACAUGUCCAAAAUCCAUCCUGCAGCCACCUCUGUGCAAAUAUGGGCUAAGGCCAGAGAUGUGUUUUGGCCUUCUUUUUUCAAGUUUUAUUUCUAAGGUGAGUGGAACGUUCCAGGUUAUUGAGACAGUUGCAAAAAUACGCUUAGCCUGGGACCUCCAAAGUGUUUUAUGUUACAUGAAUAGAAGAACUGUUCUUGACCAGCCCUUGGGAAGCAGCCAGUAAGAGGCUAGGAUGCAGACUUAAGAAAUCUUGCAUUGGAAGGAGUCAGUCUUUCCCCAAGUGUUUGUAUCUUUCUCUUUCUUUUACCAACAAUAUGUAAUUUGCUAAUACUGAUAUAAGAUUGUAAUUAGAAAACACAGUGCAGUGGUGUGAGCUGGUUAGGUAAGGGCAACAAAGGCAGAUGUUGAUGUUGCUCCUGCUUUGGUGGCAUCUUGGCAGCCUUGGUUUUGAGUAAUGUGUUUAGUCAAAUAUCUUUUUAUUGCUUUGACUCUUCGCUGCUGACUUCCUGAGGAAGGGGUUGAGAAGAGGAAAAUGCUGCUUUGUAAUAAGCUAAUAAUUAAACAAUUGAGUGCAACAAAUAAGAGACACAUCACAGUCUGUUGCACUGCUGAAAGGAGUGGCAGCAAAUAAUGCACAUGGGAACUAUUUCCAAAGAAAAAUGUCGCAAGAAACUUUUUGGAAUUGGACAUCACAAAGCACUCCUUGCUACAGGGCCCAGACAAGAUACCAGCAUUUUCUACGAAAUUCGCACAUAUGAUAUCAAGCCGUCGAAGAUGAAGGAGUUUUUGGAAACGAUCAACAAGUACAUUCACUUUCGCACAGCUCACUCAGAGCUGGUGGGAUUCUGGUACACGGAGCUGGGAGCGAUGAAUAAGGUGUUCCACAUUUGGAAGUACGAUAAUUUUGCCCACAGAACAGCAGUCCGGCAAGCACUAGCCAAUGACAAAGACUGGCAGGGAAGACUUAUGUCUGCAGUCCUCCCCUUGGUAGAGAAGCAGCACAAUGAGGUCGCUUAUCUGGUACCUUGGUGUCAACUUGGAAAGCCUCCAAAAGAGGGGGGGGUGUAUGAAUGGGUUACUUUCCAGAUGAAGCCUGGUGGGCCAGCAUUGUGGGGUGAAGCAUUUCGAGCUGCAAUCAAUGCUCACAUCAACACAGGCUAUACCAAGCUGAUUGGUGUUUUCCAUACAGAAUAUGGAUUACUUAACAGAGUCCAUGUGUUGUGGUGGAAUGAGAGCCCAGAUAACCGGGCAGCGGGAAGACACAGAGCCCAUGAAGAUGCCAGAGUCGUAGCAGCUGUACGCGACAGUGUCAGGUUCUUGGAGUCCCAGCAAAAUGCACUCCUGAUUCCUCUGCAGUGCUCACCGCUGAAAUAACCUUCUUCUAAAGGGUGGAACUGAUGGCAAAAGAGACAAGAUGGAAGUGCUGUCAGCAAGUGACAUGGAUCCCCAUACCCAGUGAACUGAGCUGUUCUUCAGUUGACCAAAAAUGGAUGCAAAAUGCUGAUCACUAGCAGUGUAAAUCAGCAUGCUGCUAUCUAGUUGUUAAAAAGAAGUUUAUGAUGUUGUUCCUACCUCUCCAGGAAAGAGAACUUGAGCUGUAUCACACAUGACAUGAACCACACUUCACCAAUCCUUAAUUUUAACUCCUAAGUUCUUAAUACUUUUUCAAAUAGCUAGAUCCCUUAUCAAACCUACUAAAGUUAAGUGUUCUUUUCCAACACUGCAGUCAGGGGUGGUAUCACUUUGCUAACGUAUUUUGGUGCCUCUUAUAAUUAUCACAUCGUGGUUAUUCCAUACUGGUUUAAGAAGGAAUGCUCCCACAUACACCUUACCCAGUUAAGUUUUAAUCAGACAUCUCAUUGGGAUACUCUGCAUUAAUUCUGAGCAAAGUAAAACAUCAACGUAGCUGGAGUGCGACUUGGGUGCUACAGUGGAGCUGGUCAGGUGGUGUGCAGCACCCUCUUCUGCAAUUUAUAGGUACUAACUAUAAACUGCAGAGCACUUGGGAGUCUGUUCCACACAUUCAUCACAGACCUGCAACAAGCAAUUGAUUUAAUAUCUCUACUGAGGUAUCUUUGUGUAGUUUGCCUAAUGAUUAUUGCUUGCUUAAAGUGCAUUAAGAUCUCACAGAAAGCACUAUAAAACAGCCAUAGGCAAUUAUGCUUAUGUCCAAAGUACAACUUACAUCUCUGUAAUAAAAAUUCAGAGACAAGUACUUGAGUUGGGAUUUAAACAUCCAGAGAAAUUUGUUAUGCUCUGCAGCUGGAUUUGACAAAUAAACCAAACACUGUUUUCAUGA